Messenger RNA from Salvia miltiorrhiza (redroot sage), 3800 nucleotides. Its product is annotated as auxin response factor 8-like. Gene Ontology annotation, cellular component: nucleus. The record is from RefSeq and is a predicted model, not a curated record. NCBI's taxonomy places the organism in Eukaryota, Viridiplantae, Streptophyta, Magnoliopsida, Lamiales, Lamiaceae. The transcript is spliced from 14 exons. Gene Ontology annotation, biological process: regulation of DNA-templated transcription; response to hormone. Bases 1249 to 3597 code for a protein of 782 amino acids. Gene Ontology annotation, molecular function: DNA binding; protein binding.
GUAAUUAACUUUUUUUUAAAAAUCCCACGUCCGGUUUCUCUCCACCUCAUCUGACAUCUCCCUGACUCCCUCUCCAUCUCUCUUCCAUUUCCAGACAACAUCAUCCCAUCAUCUAUCCUUGACUCACCAGUCCCCAUUGUUGUACAAGAUAAUCCACACGCCGGAGAUAUUUGGGGCUUGGGAGUUGGGACUGACGUUGCUGGAGUAGUACGUCGGUCAUUUUCCCUACCUGGCGCCGCGGCAGAUGCCCGAUUGGGCCACUCUAAUGUCCGCCAUAUGCUUCGGCGAGCCGUCGAGCUUGCUGGAGGACACGUCGAGAAUUUCAGGAGCUUUGUGUAGCGCUGUUUGCAGAAGGAUUCGAGCAAGCGGUGGAUCGCCAAAUAGCUGCUGGCGCACCAUUUCGUCAGCGUAAAGUCACCUGAAUUUUUUUGGGUCAAGGGCUUUCUUAGCGAGGAAGAAAGAUAUAGAUGAGGGGGAUAUGGAGGGAGAGGUUGCGGUGGCUGAUGGCGGAGAUGUCGCCGGAAAUUAAAGAAUGAGCGGCAGAAAUUGAGAGAUCGAACUGUAUUUGGUUUUGCUGCAGAGAGAGAAGGGAUGGGAGUUGAGUUGGAAAUUUUCUUUCUUUUUUUCGAUUUUUGCUUUUAAAUUUUAACAAUUAAAACGACUUUAAUGUCAUGGGCAGUCAGUAUUAUAUUUUUGAUGUCCGUACUCUGACAGCGACCACUGAAUGAUGGUGGCACAUGCUUCCUGUCAAAUCAUUUCCCUUCCAACGGACACGAUUCAUCGUACGGUUAAACACACGGCUUAGAUUUCUCUCUUUUGCUAACCUCUCUCUUGAUCAAAGAGAGAGAAUCAGAAACAGGGUCACUCACUCGCUCAGCUAUUUGCAAUUGCAUACUUCACCAGUACAGUAUUUACUCUCUCUCGUGUUGCUUUCUCUCUCUGUAUCUCUCUGCCUCAUCCCUGGGGCGACUGCCACCAGGUCGACCUUGGUCGGGUGGACUAUAAAAUAGAGAAAAGCCACAGUCUUUGAUUUUUCUCUCAUUUCAUUUUCUUGAGAGAGAGUGGAGGGUGACAGCGAUAGGCUUCACAAAAGCUUUCAGCUUUCACUUGCAUAAUCAUGAAGCGGAACUAGAAAUAAAGGAGAGGGCUUAUCCAUUUUCAUGGGGUUUGUGUCGAAGGCAGAGAAAUGCCUCGAGUUGGGUUAGUUCUCUUGGGAUUUCAAGAUUAACAAUGUGUGGAUAACGAACAAUGAAGCUUUCAACAUCAGAGAUGGGUCAGCAGGCUCAUGAAGGGGAGAAGAAGUGCUUGAAUUCUGAGCUAUGGCAUGCCUGUGCUGGUCCUUUAGUGUCAUUGCCAACAGUUGGAACUCGUGUGGUUUAUUUCCCUCAGGGUCACAGUGAGCAGGUUGCUGCAACAACUAAUAAAGAAGUCGAUGCCCACAUACCCAAUUACCCGAGCUUGUCGCCCCAAUUAAUCUGUCAACUCCACAAUGUUACCAUGCAUGCAGAUGUUGAAACUGAUGAAGUAUAUGCUCAGAUGACAUUGCAGCCUCUGACUCCUCAAGAACAAAAAGAUGCAUAUCUUCCGGUGGAGCUAGGAAUGCCUAGCAGGCAACCGACCAAUUACUUUUGCAAGACUCUCACUGCAAGUGAUACUAGCACUCAUGGAGGCUUCUCAGUUCCUCGUCGUGCUGCAGAGAAAGUUUUCCCACCUUUGGAUUUCUCACAAACACCCCCUGCUCAAGAACUUAUGGCAAGAGAUCUCCAUGAUGUCGAAUGGAAGUUCAGGCAUAUUUUUCGGGGCCAGCCCAAGCGUCAUUUGCUCACUACCGGCUGGAGUGUCUUUGUCAGUGCCAAACGUCUUGUUGCUGGGGAUUCCGUUCUAUUUAUCUGGAAUGAGAAAAAUCAGCUCCUAUUGGGCAUUCGUCGUGCCACUCGACCUCAAACUGUGAUGCCAUCAUCUGUUCUUUCAAGUGACAGUAUGCACAUCGGACUACUUGCUGCAGCAGCUCAUGCUACUGCUACUAAUAGCUGCUUCACUGUUUUCUUUAACCCCAGGGCUAGUCCAUCUGAGUUUGUCAUACCUCUUUCAAAGUAUGCCAAAGCUGUGUAUCAUACACGUGUUUCAGUUGGGAUGCGUUUCCGCAUGCUAUUUGAAACUGAAGAAUCUAGUGUUCGCAGAUACAUGGGUACGAUUACUGGCAUCGGUGACUUGGAUCCUGUUCGCUGGGCGAAUUCUCAUUGGCGCUCUGUUAAGGUGGGUUGGGAUGAAUCAACAGCAGGUGAGAGGCAGCCAAGGGUAUCAUUAUGGGAAAUCGAGCCUUUGACAACAUUUCCUAUGUAUCCUUCACUACUUCCUCUCAGACUAAAACGGCCGUGGUAUCCUGGCGCUUCAUCUUUUCAAGAUGCUGGCUCUGAAGCAAUCAACGACAUGCUGUGGUUAAGAAGCGAAGCUGGUGAGGCAGGUUUCAAUUCCAUAAACUUUCAGUCUGUCGGAAUGUUACCUUGGAUGCAGCAGAGGUUUGAUCCGACAGCCUUAAGGAAUGAUCUCAACCAGCAAUAUCAGGCGAUAAUGGCUGCCGGGCUGCAAAACCAGUUUCAGCAGCCCGUUGACUAUCUUCAACAGUCAGGUAGUCACAAUCCUCAAACACAGCAGCAGCAUACCAUCCAGCCAUCAGUUCCUUCUCUCACACUUCCUCUGCAAACCCAAAUGCUGUCGGAUAAUAUGCAGAGACCGACACCACACCAAGUCUCCGAAGAAAAUCAUACUUAUCAGGAAGCGUAUUUAGCGAGGCACCUGUCAGAUAUCCCUUCCCCUUGGUUUACAAAAUCAGAAUUCUCAAACUCGGCAUCUGUGACUCAUCCCUGUGUCCAGAAUAUGCUUGGUUCGCUUUGUCCCGAAGGAAGCAGCGGUAAUCUUGUUAAUUCAUCGAGAGCUGGCCAGGCCACGCUCGAUGAGCAGUCUCCCCAGCAUUCCUGGGUGGCGAAAUAUUCUGGAAAAGAUGCUUCCAUGGAACAGGAAAACUGCAGCUUGGAUGUGCAGAAUCAUCAGUCUCUUUUCGGUGCCAGCGUCGACUCUGGUCUCCUGCUACCCACUACUGUCUCCAGAGUCUGUACUUCCUCGGUUCAAGCAGAUAUCUUCCCUAUGCCGUUAGGAUCAUGUGGGUUUCAGAGCCCUCUAUACGGUUACGUGCAAGAUUCUUCCGACUUGUUGCACAACAGAGGACAAGUCGACCAACCAACACCAGACCGCAUCUACGUGAAGGUGUACAAAAUGGGAUCUGUUGGUAGGUCAGUGGACAUCGGCCGGUUCAGCAGUUACGAGGAGCUGCGUCAGGAACUGGGUCAGAUGUUCGGGGUGGAAGGGUUGCUUGAAGACCCUCAGAGAUCAGGCUGGCAGCUUGUAUUCGUCGACAGGGAGAAUGACAUUCUUCUCCUUGGAGACGAUCCGUGGGAGGCGUUUGUGAACAAUGUGUGGUAUAUAAAGAUCCUUUCACCUGAAGACGUAGUGAAGCUUGGGAAGCAAGAAGGCGAUACGAGUUCGGUUGAGAGGACCAACAAUGCUGCUGUUCACAAUCUUCCAUCUCUUCAUUACUGAUGCUUUCUCUUUCUCUCUCUCUCUUCUUAAACUGCUCCUUCAUGGCAGAACCUCUCUAGUAUCGGUUCAUUGACAUUACCACCUAGUAAGCUAGAUUUGAUACAUUAUUGCUGUAUGCACUCAUUAACCACUGUUUUCGCGUUUUGAUGAUGUAUUUCUAUUCACCUCCAACUUUAUAAUUCAAGCAAACAAUUCUCUUGAAA